Melanaphis sacchari is the source of this 525-nucleotide messenger RNA. Its product is annotated as 40S ribosomal protein S20-like. Gene Ontology annotation, biological process: translation. Gene Ontology annotation, molecular function: structural constituent of ribosome. The coding region runs from base 1 to 525 and encodes 174 amino acids. Gene Ontology annotation, cellular component: cytosolic small ribosomal subunit; ribosome. The transcript has 4 exons. The record is from RefSeq and is a predicted model, not a curated record. Lineage: Eukaryota; Metazoa; Arthropoda; Insecta; Hemiptera; Aphididae.
AUGACCCCAACCAUAAGAGAUAUACAUGUCAAAACACACUAUAUAAUGAAAUUGGUGAAUGAAAAUUUACUAGUAUUUAGCAUUUUUAACAUAAAAAAAGUAUAUCAAGUACUCAUACUGAAAGACUUCAAAGAAGACAAUGAUGGAAUUCUACAGUCAUCACCCAGAGUUGAUUUGGAAUUUCUAGAUGUUAAAAAUAUUCAAACUUAUCAAAAAAAUCACAAAAUCCGUAUUACAUUGAGUUCCAUUAACAUCAAAAGUUUGAAAAGUGCCUGCUCCGCAAUGAUUGCCAAUAUCAAACAGAGAAAACUGCCAGUUAAAAGACCAAAGCGUAAAACAAAAAUCUUGCGUAUAAUUACAAGAAAAACAUCUUGUGGUGGAGGAUUUAAAACAUGGGACAGAUUUAAAAUAAAAAUUCUCAAAAGAGUGAUCGAUCUCAAAUGCUCAAGUGAUGACGUCAAACAAAUCAUUAAUGUCAACCUCGAACCUGAUGUUAUUGUCGAAGUUAGCAUUAUUAGCGAGUAA